AUGAGUGUAAAAAAAGUUGCAGUGAUUGGCGCUGGGGUCAGCGGAUUAGGUGCCAUUAAGAGCUGCUUGGAGGAGGGACUUGAACCUAUAUGUUUUGAAAAGAGCAAUGACAUUGGAGGGCUGUGGAGAUAUGAGGAAACACCUCAAAGUGGAAGUCCUGGUAUAUAUAAAUCUUUGACCUGCAACACCUCCAAGGAGAUGACAGCCUUCAGUGACUACCCUAUGCCUGAUCAUUAUCCCAACUAUUUGCACCAUUCUAAAAUGAUGGAGUAUCUCAGAUUGUAUGCCAGUCAUUUUGAACUUACAGAACACAUCCAGUUCCAGACAAAGGUGUGCAGUGUGAGGAAACGUCCUGACUUUUCAUCCUCUGGCCAAUGGGAUGUUGUGGUAGAAGCUGAUGGGAAACAGAAAACUUACAUUUUUGAUGGAGUCAUGAUCUGCAUUGGCCAAUACUCUGAAAAAUAUUUGCCUUUACAAGAUUUUCCAGGGAUCAACAAGUUCAGAGGCAAAUACCUCCACAGUUGGGACUACAAGCACCCAUAUGAUUUUGUGGGGAAGAGAGUGGUUGUGAUUGGCAUUGGGAAUUCUGGAGCUGAUGUAGCUGGGGAGAUCAGUCGUGUUGCUGAGCAGGUUUUCCUCAGCACGAGACAAGGUGCAUGGAUAUGGACCCGGGUCUGGGAUAAUGGAAAUCCCAUGGAUGCAGCACUCUUCACUCGCUAUAACAGAGCCGUCCAAAAAUUCUCCCCCACAUUCCUGAUCAACAGAUGGACAGAGAAUAAAUUAAAUAGAAGGUUUAACCAUUCCAACUAUGGACUACAGGCUAAACACAGAUUUCUCAUCCUUCCGUCUACUCUCAGUGAUGACCUGCCAAGUCACAUAAUCACUGGACGAGUGCUGAUAAAACCAAAUGUGAAGGAGUUCAUUGAGACAUCAGUCAUCUUUGAGGAUGGAACCAAAGAGAACAUUGAUGCUGUUGUGUUUGCCACAGGCUACACCUUGUCUUUCCCUUUCUUGGAGGAUGAAGCAAUACUAGACAGCCAGCACACCCUUUUUAAGUCUGUCUUCCCCCCUCAGCUAGAGAAGCCAACACUAGCUUUCAUUGGCCUCCUCCAACCAGUGGGAGCUAUCAUCCCCACAUCAGAACUGCAGAGCCGAUGGGUUGUGCAAGUAUUUGCAGGACUGAAAAAAUUGCCCUCAGAAAGUGGCAUGAUGGCUGACAUCAACAGAAGAAAAUGGAAAAUAGCAAAACAGUUUGUGAAAAGCCCAAGAGUUUCACAUCGAGUACAAUAUAUUGACUACAUGGAUGAAAUUGCUUCUGAGAUAGGAGUCAAGCCUAAUCUGUUCUCUCUCCUUCUCUGGGAUCCAAAGCUAGCCAUAGAGAUGUUCUUUGGUCCCUGUUCUCCAUACCAGUUCCGCCUACAGGGACCUGGAAUAUGGACCGGAGCCCGCACAGCUAUCCUCACUCAGAGAGAUCGAAUCCUCAAACCCCUGAGAACACGUGUGCUCAAACAGUCUGAGGCUUCCUCUUGUAGUCUGUUUUGGAUCAAAAGUAUCUGCGUUGUCAUUUGUCUCUUUAUUUUCAUGUUAGUCACCAUAUAG
Molecule: messenger RNA, 1599 nt
Organism: Dipodomys ordii (Ord's kangaroo rat)
Lineage: Eukaryota; Metazoa; Chordata; Mammalia; Rodentia; Heteromyidae
Product: dimethylaniline monooxygenase [N-oxide-forming] 5-like
Exons: 8
Coding region: 1-1599 (532 amino acids)
Molecular function (GO): NADP binding; flavin adenine dinucleotide binding; N,N-dimethylaniline monooxygenase activity
Source: RefSeq, a predicted model, not a curated record